Messenger RNA from Babesia microti strain RI, 2202 nucleotides. Its product is annotated as conserved Plasmodium protein, unknown function. Bases 1 to 2202 code for a protein of 733 amino acids. Lineage: Eukaryota; Apicomplexa; Aconoidasida; Piroplasmida; Babesiidae. The transcript has 2 exons. The record is from RefSeq and is a predicted model, not a curated record.
AUGGUGCAUAGUGUACAGGUAGAUGGUAGAUCAGGGCAAUUUUACUGUAAAUUAGUGAUGAAUGCAUCAACAACUCUAAGUCCAAUCACUCCACAGCAAAACACUUUUGAAUCAGAUAAGAGUGAUACAAAUGAGCUCUCGUCCAUUGGCAAAUUGGAACAGGAUAUGAAGAGCGAAGCCCACUCGAACGUGUUCCCAGUGGUUCAGAAGGACACUAAAGUUAGUGGAUUGCUUACUUUUGAUGGGAAGAACGACAAGUCACCCUUCAAACCUACCGAAAAUGUAGUUAUAUCAAACAACAUCACCAUACACUCCGCUGCCAAUACUAGUACUGCUACCACCAGUUGUACUAGUCAGAUUCAUGACUUCAAACAGGUGCAAACUCACGUAUAUGCUGGUACACACAACCCUACAAUGCAGCUCCCGUCAAAUUUAUCCGCACAUUCGCAGAAUAUCAAAUUAUUCAAUCCAUCAUUGACAUCCAUAGCUAAAGGUACAACAACUAAAUUACCCUCAAAUAAUACCAUUGAAAAUGUUAUAAAUGUGACGCCCUCGCGUGUUAUAAUUGGCGAACCCUCUGGGAUUAUUGUAAAUGGAACGCCAAACAAAGUAAUCGCGGGGUCUCCAACUAAGAUAAUACUUAGUACUCCAAACAAAAAUAAUGCGCCUCAAUCAAAUAUAUCCGUUAACUCUAUUGGGAGUAUGGUACCAAAUAUUACAGUUAUUGGUGAUGAAAUAGGUUCACAAUUACCCUCUAUGACAAAUGCCCCUAAAUUACAAUCAAAUCAACACAUCAAUGUGCCUGAGCCUCAAACUAUUUAUUUGCCUCCACAGAGAUUUAUUUAUGACCCUAAAACUGCUAAAUAUAUCCCAUAUAGCGUUAAUGACACACAUUUAAGUUAUAUUUUGCCACCAACUAUUGGGCACGGUAGUAAUAUACCAUCAAGUCAAAUCUAUAAUAAUAUACCUGGGCAAAACAAUAAUAGUAAUAUACCAUCAAGUCAAAUCUAUAAUAAUAUACCUGGGCAAAACAAUAAUAGUAAUAUACCAUCAAGUCAAAUCUAUAAUAAUAUACCUGUGCAAAACAAUAACAGUAAUAUACCAUCAAGCCAAAUCUAUAAUAAUAUACCUGUGCAAAACAAUAACAGUAAUAUACCAUCAAGCCAAAUCUAUAAUAAUAUACCUAGGCAAAACAAUAACAGUAAUAUACCAUCAAGCCAAAUCUAUAAUAAUAUACCUAGGCAAAACAAUAACAGUAAUAUACAGGGGAGACCCUAUAUCAAUAUUCUUAAUGAUAUAAAUCAUACCAUACAUAAUGCAGGAUAUGUUAUACCAUCCACCAAUUUUACGCAUCAACCCAUUAAUCAAUCAAACCUAUAUCAACCUCAUCGUUUGGCAAAACAAAAUGAUAGCGUCGGAGGAAUUAUUGCCAAUGGGCUGACGAAUACUGUGAAUUUCGUUAGCAAAAUGUGCAAUCAUCAUGAUCAAUAUAUCAAUACAGAUAAUGACAUAUGGUAUGACCGUGAAGUAAAGAAGUAUUGGGAUAAACAAAACUACUCCAAUACUUACAAUCCACAAUACAACUUACCAUACAAUUAUUAUGCUGUGCACAAUACUAAACAACAACCACAAACCAAAGAAGCUCUGGGCUUUAAAUUUGAUAAACUAGACAAGGUUCCAGCUGCCCCUCAAAAGGCUAGUGACAUUUGUUACUCAAUAGUUAUCUACUACGAGAAUGAGGAAAAUGAAGCAAAAUUUAGAACUAGCAGACACCUGGCUUACAGCACUGAACAUAACUUUCUAAGCUGUGAUUUUCAAUCAGAAAUAGUUAGAAUACCAAUAAAGAAUUGUGAAUUCAUUCAUAUGAAGGUUCUUGAGCAUUUUGGCCCGCACGAAAGUGUUGUGGGUCGGAUCAAAAUGAAGGUAUCAACGCUACCAUCAGGACAUAUGUUACGGGUGCCUAUUAUGGGCGAUGAUGGAUUGCAUAAGGGGUCUGCCGUUUUUGAGUUUGCCCCCUCCCGAAUCUCACUAAAAGAGCUGGAGGCGAUAACUAUGGCCAGCAUGAGCUACGACCAGAAACUUGCCAACAACAAGUUAUCGCAAUAUAAAACUGGUGGUAGGAGGAAGGGUCAAAUCGUUACUCCUUUUUCAUUUCUAGUUGGUAACUUUGUUAAGUGGUGUUGUGAUGUUUCAGAGAUGUAA